AUGCAGGCUGAGGAAUACAACCGUAGAGGUAAGGAGCUGGUGGACUACAUCACCCAGUACCUGAGCUCCAUCAGGGAGAGGAAGGUGAUUCCAGAUGUGAAGCCCGGAUACAUGAAGGAGCUUCUCCCUGACACCGCACCCUCAGAGCCGGAGAGCUGGGACAGCAUCUUCAGGGACAUUGAGAACGUCAUCAUGCCUGGGAUGGUUCACUGGCAGAGCCCUCACAUGCACGCCUACUUCCCAGGUCUGACUUCAUGGCCCUCCAUGCUCGGGGACAUGCUGGCUGAUGCCAUCAACUGUAUUGGAUUCACCUGGGCCUCCAGCCCUGCUUGUACAGAGCUGGAGAUGAAUGUGAUGGACUGGUUGUGUAAAGCUCUGGGGCUCCCCUCCUUCUUCCUGCACCACCAUCCUGACAGCAGAGGAGGAGGAAUACUACAGAGUACGGUCAGUGAGAGCACUCUGGUCGCUCUGCUGGCUGCAAGAAAAGACAAAAUCUUGCAGCUUCGUGUUGAAAUCGACCAAGAUGUGGAUGACUCGAUCCUGAAUUCAAGACUAGUGGCCUACGCCUCAGACCAGGCUCACUCCUCUGUAGAGAAAGCAGGUCUGAUCUCACUGGUGAAGAUUAGGUUUCUUCCCACUGAUGAGCAGUUGUCUCUGAGAGGAGACACUUUGAAACAGGCCAUUCAGGAGGACAGGAGGAGGGGACUGGUCCCUUUCAUGCUGUGUGCAACUCUGGGAACCACAGGAGUGUGUGCCUUCGACAAUCUAUCUGAACUGGGACCAGUCUGUGCUGAGGAGGGACUGUGGCUCCAUGUGGAUGCUGCGUACGCGGGCGCAGCAUACUUAUGUCCUGAGCUCCGCUGGUCUCUGGAGGGAAUCGAGUUUUCUCAUUCUUUUGUUUUCAACCCGUCCAAGUGGAUGUUGGUCCAUUUUGACUGCACAGCUUUCUGGGUGAAGGAUAAAUACAAGCUCCAACAGACAUUCAGUGUUGAUCCAGUUUACCUCAGACAUGAUCAUUCACAGGCAGCCACAGACUUUAUGCAUUGGCAAAUUCCUCUCAGCCGACGUUUCCGUUCCCUCAAACUUUGGUUUGUUAUGCGCUCCUUUGGACUGAAGAAUCUCCAGGCUCAUAUCAGACAUGGCAUUGAGAUGGCAAAGCUCUUAGAGUCUCACAUCAGGAGUGACCCACAUUUUGAGAUUCCUGCAGAAAGGCACCUUGGUCUGGUGGUUUUUUGUCUGAAAAGAGGAAACGCUUUGACCCAGGAGCUGUUGAGGAGACUGACCCACACAGGCGCCAUGUACCUCAUCCCUGCAGACAUUCAUACCAAACGCAUCAUCAGAUUCACGUUGACAUCCCAGUUCACUACAGCGGAUGACAUCCUGAAAGACUGGAACCUCAUCUCCAAAACAGCUUCUACUCUUUUGUCCGAGACACCAGCUAUGAACAAUAAAGACCAAACAAAACCAGGGAAAGAAGAGGUGAUAGGAGCAGGAAAAAAACAAGACUCUGACUUAGAUGCAGUUGGACAGGAAGCUGAGGUGGAGCUGUGGAUCGACAAGGCGUGGGAUCAGUCAAGGAGGCCGAUGCGCUCUCUUAGCUGCAACAGCGAGCCUCUGCCAUGCACUUACAUCGGGCCAAUAUCUGGUUACAGCUUAAAAACAAGCCCUAUCACUGAAGAUGCUACAGGUGCUCUGCAAACACAGUCAACAGCAGGACAAGAUCCUAAGUCAAAGGUUACUCAGAUGCCUUCAAAUGUUCUGGGAAACCAGGUCCUGAAAAAGCUGACAAAGUUCUACAGCGUGCCUAUUUUCUGCAACCAGUGGGUGCAGAGCAGCCGGCACCCACUGUGCUGCCCUGUGAAGGUGCCACAUACGGCUCAGAAACAUUUGUCUUCCACCUGCAGGAGGAUGACCUGCAUGUCCUCUUCUCCUGUGGGCAAAACAAGUCAAUCUCAGGGUCAAAUGGAAGCUGCCAAUGCACCCGCACUCCUGUGA
This is a messenger RNA of Notolabrus celidotus (New Zealand spotty), 1995 nucleotides long. It is a transcript of the gene hdc, whose product is annotated as histidine decarboxylase. The transcript has 12 exons. The record is from RefSeq and is a predicted model, not a curated record. Gene Ontology annotation, biological process: L-histidine catabolic process; histamine biosynthetic process. Bases 1 to 1995 code for a protein of 664 amino acids. NCBI's taxonomy places the organism in Eukaryota, Metazoa, Chordata, Actinopteri, Labriformes, Labridae. Gene Ontology annotation, molecular function: histidine decarboxylase activity; pyridoxal phosphate binding.